GCGAGGCUCAGUGUCACCCCACGGUCUGCGCGCUGACAUGUGAUGUGACUCACAGUGUCACACACACACCCACCCACCCACACACACACACACACACACACACACACACACACACACACACACACACACACACAGACCGAGCCCAGCCUCCACGCACCGAGCUGCUCUUCUCUGCGUCCCGAUCCACGCUGAGAUGGAGAUGUCAGCAGCUGCAGGUGGCCUGGGUAUGUCUGGACACCGUCAGCGCUCGGUGAAGAGGAGGAGGUGGGGAGGUUUGAGGCAGCAGUGGAUGCUUCUGGGCUUGUUUGAGAUCGAUCAGCAGCACGAGUUCUACAGACUGACCUGCAUGAUGAAGGAGGGAUUGGCAGCAGCCACCCAAAACACCAUUGACAAUGCACCUACAAAUGAGCUGUCAGAUGAUGAUUUCAGAUUAAAGGUCACUCAGACUCAUAAGGAUUUUACAAUGGAGACGUUUGCAGGCCCGGUGUUUUCCAGACUGCGUGGCACUUUCGGGAUGACAGAGCAGGAAUAUCAGCAGGCUCUCUGCUCUGAAAACUGCUACCUCCAGUUUAUUAGCAACUCCAAGAGCAAGGCCGACUUCUUCCUGACAAAUGAUAAGCGAUUCUUUUUGAAGACCCAGAACAAAAGGGAAAUCAAAUUUCUUCUGUCCAACCUGAAGAUCUACACGGAACAUCUGAGGAAAUACCCCCAUUCGUUGCUGGUCAAAUUCCUAGGUGUUCACAGGAUCAAAAUCCCACACAGGCGGAAGAAAUACUUCAUUGUUAUGCAAAGUGUGUUUUAUCCUGAUGAUCGAAUCAAUGCCAGGUAUGACAUUAAGGGCUGUGAGGUGAGUCGUUGGACGGAGCCUGCACCAGAGGGAAGCCAGAUUAUUGUGGUUCUCAAAGACCUCAACUUUGAAGGCCAGUCCAUCACUCUGGACCAGCAGCGUCCCUGGCUCUUGCGGCAGGUGGAGAUCGACACACACUUCCUCUGGAGGCUCAACGUGUUGGACUACAGUCUCCUCGUGGCCCAUCAGCCCUUACACCACGAUGAACGCCACCAGAGUCUCUCCUUUGCUACUCUAAUUAUGAGAACCAAAAAAUCUGUGAAUGCAGGCUCCAGCCCUAUCCACACAAGCAUAGCUGCUGUUCCUGGGUCAGUCCCAGAAGAUGACUCCGCCUUACUGUUGUGUAAUACAGAUGACAGCAGUUUGAAGCAAUCACAAGCAGAAGUUGCAUCAAGUGGUGGCACACCUCAAAUUUACACAGAGCAUGCAAGGCCAGGCAGUGACGCAGCUGCGUUUCCAGACUUUGAAGCCCAAAACCGACGAUUACUGCCCAAUUUAAAGAAUCCUCUGCACGUCAUCGAUGGGCCUGAGCAGCGCUACUUCAUCGGCAUCAUUGACAUUUUUACAGUUUACAGUUUUAAGAAGAGGCUGGAGCAUAUGUGGAAGAGGCUGAGACAUCCAGGCCGAUCCUUCUCUACCGUCAGCCCACAGACUUACUGCCUCAGGCUCUGUCACUGGGUACAGGACCACACUAAGUAGGCCCUGGAUGAGUGGUAGAUGUAGCAUGUCUAAACAGCUCUAAAGUCAACGAGCCCACACACAUGCACGCAUUAUGAAACAAGUUUAUCUACAUGUGUUCCAUGGUUCCACUCUUUUUAUUUUUCCACACGCUCAAAAUGCAUCUAUGGCAUUAUAUUUUGUGCAUGUAGAAAUUUUGAGCACAGAGAAAUAUUUUUAGAGAAAUUAUUAGGACACUGAGACUAGUAAAACAUAAACUUAAGUUUCAUUUGGACAUACAAAUAAUGAUUUUCUAUUUGCAAAAUGAAUUGGUGUGUUUUACUUGCUGCAGCAGACAUAUAACAAAUAGUUCCUUUUGUAAAACAGCUAAAUAAAAAAGACAAAAUACAAAUGCGUUUUGUGUCCAACUAUACGAAUUUGGUUACUGUUCUUACCCAGUGACCAGUAAUCCUACUUGUAAUCAAAUCUGACAAAGACAUAAAAUAGGACUCCAAUUUUCCAUUUGGCUAAAAUUAUGAAAGCAUAUACUGUAGUUGGGAUGCUGAGAGAGCAAGCAAGCAAUUUAAACAAGGCAGAUUUAGUCAAAUUAAUAUUGUGAUUUUAUGUGGAUAACAGAGAACCUGCAAUGGCGCACAGAAUCUAUUUCUGUUUGCUCAAAGUUUUCGCAAUAUUUCAUUGUGCACUCAUACAGUACAUUUGAAACAAAAGAGAUUCCAUAACUGGCAUAUUUUUCUGUCAGAGCAGGUUUUUUUCCAAAUACAGAUCCAAACAUGCCUGGUGUGAUGCAUUAUAAAGAGGGUAGGCAGCUCCUUGCUUAAAAAAAAUAUUGCGUAUAAUGUGCCGUCAUAAAGAAAAUCUUAAAAAAACAUCAACUAGGCUUCAGCUACAUGCACACUGUAUGUCUGCCUUCGUCUAAUUUGGAACCCUACUUCAUGGUCAUCAAGGGUUUCAAAAAUAUUGUACCUUCUUCCUUUGCAAGCAAAGAGUAUCCUGAAGAAAAAGUAUUGGCAGAACUGAUGUUCCAGAUGUUGCAGCAUCGUGACAAAGUCGUUUUAGUACAUUUGAAUUUUUCCAGGCAUGUGCAACGGAAAUAAUUACAAUGCUGCCUAGUAACAUGUAUUUUGCCCUGAAAUCUUCAGUUUAGCUUUAAUUCUUAGUAUUUCUUGCUUUGACCUUUUGUGUGUUUAUUAUACAGUUCUCUUGAAUACACCCGUAAAAACUUUCAUCUUGAAUUUUUAUUAUUUGUAAUUUUGACAUGGUCUUAUACCAUAGGUAAACAUGGAUUCUACCCUGAGAUUCUCUAGAAUAUGUCACUUGGUGAGAAUUGACCUUUGGCC
Etheostoma cragini (Arkansas darter) is the source of this 2862-nucleotide messenger RNA. RefSeq names its product phosphatidylinositol-4-phosphate 5-kinase-like 1 (gene pip5kl1). Gene Ontology annotation, biological process: phosphatidylinositol metabolic process. The transcript is spliced from 10 exons. Lineage: Eukaryota; Metazoa; Chordata; Actinopteri; Perciformes; Percidae. Bases 194 to 1546 code for a protein of 450 amino acids. Gene Ontology annotation, molecular function: phosphatidylinositol kinase activity. The record is from RefSeq and is a predicted model, not a curated record.